UAAGCAUUGGAAAACCUUCACAAGUGUUAUAACAUUUCAUCCAUCACUAUGGUAACAGUAAACUGUUAAGUUGUAUGACAAGGAAUCGGUUUUCAAGAACAGAUGUUGCAACAAGUGCACGAUGGUGGAGCACUGCAUUGGAUAGGUGGGAAGUUCUGUUGUGUUGUGGUGUCGUGGCACAGGCAUUAAGUUUUUUGGUGCGGCCUGAUUCCAACACUCAGACAGUGAAUGACCCUUGAGAGAGGCCUGCUCGAUGACGGCGUCGUGAAGUCCACAUGAUCAGGAGACCAUGAGUUUCCGCCAGGCCCUGAGAUCUCGCUUCAAGGGGGACGUUAAAGCUGAAGAGGAUGGGGGGACACUUGUACGGAAAGGGUCGGCCAAACGUCCCAAGACUCUUGCUGACCAUAAAGACGGGGAGGAGACGUUUGAAGUGCUACAUUCGGACAAUGAGGAGGACGACAUGUCCUUCCAGUCAGCCGGCUCACACAGCCCACAGGGGUCCGAGAUGUCCGACAUCGUGGCAGGGUUCAAGGAUGCCGACGAGCGGACAGUGUUUGAGCAACAGCUCAAUCAGCUUCAAGAACAGCUCGUGGCUGUCAUGAUAGAAAACCAGACACUACAAACGGAGCUUCAUGACUACCGCGAGAAGUCGUCUGUCGACAAACUACGCCAGGAGCUUGAAUACCAGAAACAUCGGAAUGAAAUGCUGGAGGAAAAAUGUUUCUCCUUGGACAAGAAACGGUCUCGGAAGGUUCAGCGCAGCAAGUCUGAUGCUGAGCGGCGGCGACUGACUGCGGAGGUGGAGCCUGGCGUCGAGAUUACCGAGGAGGACAACAUAGGUGAUUGGUGUCACGUCUAUGCGAGCGAGCCAAGUAUACCUCCCAAGAAGCGGAGCUGGUAUGACCGAAUGUGGGAGGCGGUGAUGAAAGUUGUCUACGAUGUCAUGGACGACUUCUCUGAAGUCCCCGACCAGGAACAGGACGAGGACCCCGACGGGGACCCGCUCACUGUCAAAAAAUUAAAGGACAAUAUCAAACGCUUUGGCACCGAGGCAAAGCCCUAUUUGUCAACGGCACGAGGCGUCUACGAUUUGCUCACCUGGAAAUCACCACCAUACACUCUCAUUGUCUUUAUUGUGUACAUGUACUCAGUGUGGGUGGGAUGCUUCCUCCCGGUCAUGCUGUUCUGUUUCACCUUCAGGAUGUUCAUCAACUACCUUAGAUACAGAGGAUGGAAUGUGAAUUUCAACUUCUUUGAUCCAGCUGAUGAGGAAAAGGAAGCUGAUGACAACAGAGACCUGGGUGUGUCUGACAAGUUCAAUCUGGUGCUGCAGGUGGCCCGGAAAGUACAGAACUUUCUUGGUGCUUUUGCCGACAGUCUGGAAAAAAUCAAAAGUAUGCUGACAUGGCGACACCCACCGGCAUCAAAGCAGUUGUUUUUUAUGAUGUUCCUCAGUGCCGUGGUGUCCUGUAUAUUCCCAGCUACCAACCUGUUUUACUGUGGAGGUUUACUGAUGGGCGUCAAGCUGUUCCUGGUGGACUUCAUGUAUCUGCGGUUCCCCCGGCUCCGCCAGAAGUACGACACCUCCCACCAGAUGUGGCUCAACCUGCCCACUGACGCCGAGUACGAGAAGCGCAACAUGAAGACCGAGCUUAACCGGUACAUUCUUCCGUCCAGUCGCCCGGACAGCGGGGACGAGAAGCGGGAGAGUGCUGGGGACAGUAUGUCCACUGAUGAUCGGUCCUUCUGUGAGCUGUUCACUCUUCCCCCCAGCGAGUGUCCCCUGCCAGGGUGGCAGGGUGGUCGGCGAUGUACGCUCAUCAACAGAGAGAAGUCACUCACCGCCGCCUUCAAGAACGGCAAACUGUAUCUCACCCGGAGUUUUCUGUGUUUUGAAAGAACAAAAACUCCUUCACCUAAAAAUAUUGUCAUCCCAUUAGCUGACAUUACAAGAAUGGAAAAGGCUAAGCCCUACUCCUGGCUACCUGGGGGAGGGAUGGCCAUCGAGAUUGCUAUUGCUGGCUCCGACAAGCCGCUGAUUCUAGGAGGUUUGCUGAAUCGAGAUGAAUUGUUCGACAGCAUGCAAGAUUAUGGUUUGUUCAAUGAGUUGCCAUGGGCUACAGGGCAGUUGCCAGAAACUACAACUACAAGAAAUAGUGGAAAGGUCAAACAGUUUCAAAAUUUCAGUAUUGGUGCAUCGUAUGACUAAAGUGCUCAACAAGGACUACACGAAGCCAGCCCAAGGAGACAGCUCAACUGACGAAUGGUGUGUUUACAGAGAUUAGUGAUAAGGGACAAAUCCUUUGAUAUUCUAGGGUAUGGAUUGGCAAGGGCGGAUCCAGCAUUUUCAAAAGGGAGGGGUCCAAUAACAAAACCCUCUCAGUGGUGUGGGUGUGGGGGGGAGGGAGUUGUCUACACUAUAUUUGGUUACCCUUCUGGGCCCCGUUCCUCAAAGCGAUCUUAGCGCUACGAUGAUCGUAAGCCUAUGUUAAAGUAUGGGACUUACGAUCACCUUAGCGCUAAGAUCGCUUUGAGGAACAGGGCCCUGGAUCUGCCAAUGCUAAUAAUUCUUUGUGACAGAAUUAUUAAGGUAGACAUCACUUUAGGCUUUUCUCCCACACUAUUUAACCCUCACUCAUUCACCAGCAUGUCCAGUGAGCAGUUUUAGGCUGUAAAAUGUUUUUCCUCCCUUUUUUAACAAAUGGUGUCUUAAGAAAAGGUACCAGCCCCCCAACCCUCAGACUGUCAAAUGACUGGUCCCUGAGACAAUAGCUGCGACAUCCUGCCCACAUCCAAGUGCGGCAGCUGUGCUAGCUUUGAUACUGUACAGUUUUUCAUGUCAAGUCCAUCAACGUUUCAUGUCAAGUCCAUCAAUGUUUCAUGUCAAGUCCAUCAACAUUUCAUGUCAAGUCCAUCAAUAUUUCAUGCCAAGUCCAUCAAUGUUGAACUUUCAUGUCACAUCCAUCAAGGCUGUAUGUCAAGUCCAUCAACGUGUAAAUAUAUGUACCUUCAUGCCCUUAUGAGUGAAUUUAUCGUUAGUGAUUGUCCUCAACAUGACAAAAAUAUUUUUUAUUGGCUGCUGACUGAGAGUCGUCCUCCAUUGAACUUCAUGAUGGUUGUGUAGGUGGGCAGAUACACUCACGGAAACAAGGGCAUAAGUACACAGAUCCCAAACAUUACCAUUUGGGCAGAAUCGUUACAAUAUUUUGAACCAAAUUCUGCCCAAACAUUUAAAUUAAACUAUUAGAAUCAUAUAAAUGCCUUGAUGUUGCUAUCUAUUCUAUUGCUAUGUGAUGUCAAAAAUGCCUGAAUGUUAUCAGAAUCUGAUGGCCACUUUAACUUGACAGCAGCAUGCAUUUCCUGAACGGCGGUUGCUAUCUAUUCUAUUGUUAUGUGACGUCAUUGGCAUAAUGUUUCUUGUUUGUGACGUCAGCCUAUAUAGUGCUCUAUGACGUUGCUGUUUGGAUAUCAGUAACCUCUGUUGUGAGGUUUUUAUACAGCCACUAAACCACUUUUGUGUUGUUUUGUUCAUUGUGGAUUAGCUACAUAUUCUAUCCAUUUUAAAGAAGGUAACAUUAAUUUUCAGGGCAUUAUCAUUUGCAGAAGCCCUUGAUCUGUUCAACUGCCCUCCUUCAUUGGGCAGAUAAAGUCAGACCUCAGCCUUCUGCAAAUAAACCUCUAGUGACCUCAUCCUAUUGUUCUCCAGUCGGGUUAAAUCUCAUGAACAGGGACGUUGUAAUGUCCCAGGGAUUUUAUUAAUACAACUUCCCUUUAGAUUGUAACAUAUUUCUCAUUAGAAAUUGAUUUUUUAUUUGAACACAAUGUAAUGAUAUGUAAAAUCAAAUGACAAAUGUUUUCUUUAUAUUGCCGAGGAUCGAACACGCAACCUCGUAUCUGUACUUGGGCUACAGAGGUGUUGAGGUGUUGAUAGAAUACAAUGCUUUUAAGAAUAUCUUUCUCAAGUUCUGUAUGCCAGCAACAGAUAUUUUACGCCUGUUUCGGGAGGUUCAUGGAAAGUAUGUUUGAAACAUAAAAAUGUUGAUAAAUGUUUUUUUAAGUUUGUUUUUUCGGUUUAUAAGUUACAUAAAACACUUCCCCUCAGGUUUUUAUCAUAUUUAAAACCCUUAUCCUUGGGAUAAAACCUUGGGACAGAUGCUCCUCAGUUUUAUCCUGCCCAUGCAGGUUUUAUAUAUCAUUAAAAAAACUCGGGCGUGCUUUAUCCUACACAUAAUGCCCUGAAAAAUAAUGUUACCCUUUUAAUAUUACACAUUUGUUUGAAGACUUCCCACCAUUAAGUUAGGGAAUAAUGUUAAAAGCGGUGUUAAACCCAACUCACUCACUCACCCACCAGAAGUUGGACUUGUCGUUGACUUCACAACAUGCAUCAUCACAUAAACAAUCAGUGGCAAGAAUGCUGUAUACCGGAACCUUUUGCCAUUUUGGUAAGGGAUGUGGUAGUUCGUUCCUAAGUAACGGUUUCUAUGUUUUUCAGACGCCAUUUUUGUCGCGUCGCUAAAACAACAGGGGGUGUCCCCCACUCAGCGGCUUGAAUUAAAUGCUUUUGUAAGUAAAUGAAAUCUUUGAUUACCAAAGUAAAUACAAAAUACUUUAUUGGUAGCAUCAAACAAAGAUGGCGGAUUGGUGUCCGGUAUAAUGCAUGUGUACCUAACCAAUUAAUAAUCAGUUGACUAAUACUUGUUAUGGCUUGUGAUGGGACGGGUUUGGGUUAUCAAAUGAAAUGCAAUUGCUUUAUAUACUACUCAACAUUUGACAGGGAUAAUUAGAUGUCAGCUGCAUUUAAACAUACAGUUUGUGCAUAAUGGAAAGAUGAAAAAUACCCCUAUCCAAAGUGGAGUAUGUUUGCCAACAUCAUAUAAUCAAUCAUACUGAUGGUGACUACUCCUCAUUCUGAGUUAUUAAUUCUAGCCCCCAAUCAUGACAGGUAGUGUUAAUUGCCUAAUUGAGUUGGCGUCUCUUUAUCAGAUCAUUAACCAUGGACUAGCCUUGCUGAAAGAAAGGUCCAUGGAUGUGUGGUAAUUCUAUCCUCCUAAUAGGCAAGUCUAUAUAUGUGGACAGUAAGGACUCCAGUCUCUUAUAGGGACAACUUGUUCUAUUUUCUACAUAAUCUAGAACUUAUGAUUUAAACUAAUAAUUAUUGAUUAGAGACUUGUGCAAGUCUAACCAUUGACCUCUGGUUUCUUUUCAGGAUUUAUAAUGUCAUUUUGCUCUUAAUCCAAGAAUAUUUUUACACUAAAAGGAAAUACAAUUUGUUAUAAUUAAAAGCAAUAAUAAUCAAAAGAUUGCCUGAAUUCUAUUUAUUUUUUAUUAAAUUAUUUUGAUGUUUGAUUCAGUCCAACUUUGUUUGAAUGAAAUCUCUUAUAUCUCAGGAUGGGAUUGCAUAGCUUUCAAAUGAGACUCAUGAACAGAAAUAUUUUUUCUAUCCCCAUAUUUUUAGAAAAGGUUCAUGACUCAUCGUAUCAGUGUGAUGUGCUAAAAGCUGCUGCUUGAUAAUCAAAGCCUUAUGACUGAUGUAUUCUACUUACAUCGCUGGUGCAUGAAUAAUAGGGCUGUCAACAUUCUUUAGAAGCUAUUUUUCUAAGAACAUCAAAUUCUGAUGCCAAGAAUAAAACAGAGUUUUAUGAAUUUUGUAAAAUGUUGAUGUCAUCAUAGAGUUUUUAUUUGUAUGAAUCGCUUUUUAUAGCAUUUUGAAAGAGCUGUUUUCACAGACUGAUAACAAUUUGCUGUGAAAUGUUUUAUGUCAAGCCUCCGGGGCUGUCUUUGAACUGAUUACGGUAAUAUGAUAUAUGUUAAUAUUGCCAGACAAGACACAUGCACUUGUAUAUAUGCACUACGGGAGAAAGCCAGAUUAGUUUCAGCCUGGUUGAAUACUUCCAUGUCUUGUCAGAAACAUUUAUGGCUCAACCCUCAGAUAUGAGGUAUUGAAAGAAAAUGUCAAAAGUACUAUUUUUUUGUUGAUAAAUACUAACUAAAACAUUCACCACAAAACAUGCAUAUCUAAUAUCUGCAUGACCAACAAUGUGUGUCACUUCAUCAUUAACAUUUUGUUGGGGAACUAUUUAUUUAAAAAGUGACUAUUUUUGCUUUUAUGGAGGUAUAAAUGUAAAAAUAUAGUGUCACUCUGUUUAUUUGUGUAGCAUGAACAAGGGUUUUUAUGUUAUUUGUUUGUUUGUUUGUUGUUGAAGAGCGCACUCAGCAAUAUUCCAGCUACAUGACAGCGGUCUGUAAGUAAUCGAGUAUGGACCAGACAAUCCAGUGAUUGACAUCAUGAGCA
This is a messenger RNA of Haliotis rufescens (red abalone), 6292 nucleotides long. RefSeq names its product GRAM domain-containing protein 4-like. The coding region runs from base 290 to 2209 and encodes 639 amino acids. Gene Ontology annotation, biological process: negative regulation of toll-like receptor 9 signaling pathway; apoptotic process. NCBI's taxonomy places the organism in Eukaryota, Metazoa, Mollusca, Gastropoda, Lepetellida, Haliotidae. The record is from RefSeq and is a predicted model, not a curated record. The transcript is spliced from 19 exons.